Messenger RNA from Monoraphidium neglectum, 1323 nucleotides. RefSeq lists its product as hypothetical. The transcript has a single exon. The coding region runs from base 1 to 1323 and encodes 440 amino acids. The record is from RefSeq and is a predicted model, not a curated record. Lineage: Eukaryota; Viridiplantae; Chlorophyta; Chlorophyceae; Sphaeropleales; Selenastraceae.
AUGCCGCGUAUCAAGGCCAACAGGUCCGUCGGGGCGGAGCUUGUCGUGUCGCCCUGGAUCAAAAAGAAGGGCGCAAAGCUCGCGCCAGGCGAUGAAAUUCGAUCUGUAGAUGGCCAGAGGAUGUGGUCAGUAACCCCACAGGACCUGCUGCAUCCGCCAGACCCGCCUGCGUCAAUGGCCGCAGCGCCGAUCUUGGCGCCACCCGGGCUGAUCCCGCAGCUGCAGCCCGCGCCUGUCAACCCCGGCGUGUGGCACUCGCGGCGGCGAGCUCAGCACUCAGAGCAGGCCCAAGAGCGGCAGCAGCAGCAUCCCAAGUCAGCCACGGCCCAGCUGGGGGCGCCGCACCCAAACGGCCGCGCGCCAGCCACCUCUGGGGGAACCCGUCCCCCUUCGGAUGCCACCACCAGCGGCAGCGGCGACGAUUGGGACGAUAUCGAAUCCGCUAGUUUGCAAGAAGCCCCGGUGGCGGCGGCGGCGGCAGCGGGGGGCGAGCGGCUUGUGGGCGUCGCGCGGCUGGCGCUGCUGCCAAGCGGCGACCUCUCGGGUCACCUGGUGACACAAGACAGCAGCGGCGACGGGAGUGGGGGCGGUCGCAGCACGUGCUUUGGACUCGUGGGCAGGCAGGUGCUCGCUCAGCACUCUUGUUAUCGGGACACGGAGUGGGGGCUGCUGCGGCUCUCCAUAAUCCGCUUCGCUGACAAGGCCGCCGCCGGCGCCAGGGCCAGCGCCGGCGGCGGCGCGAGCAGCAGCAGCGGCCGCAGCAGCGCCGGCAGCAGCGACGGCGGCGAGGAAUCUGAAGAGGAGAAUGACCGCAGGGCGAGCCCUGGGGCCGGCGGCGAGGCCAAGGGCGGGGAGUUUGAGGCCGAGGCGGAGGCGGUCGCGUGGGUGCAGCGAUCUGGGGGCGAUCUCGUGCGCCUCGAGCCCGCCGAUUUCGACGACGAAGACACGGCGGCCGUCCUCGCGGCCGACGGCCUCGGCGACGACAGCGACGGGUUCACCGUGAGCUUCCCGGCCGCGAGCUUCUCGGGUGCAACGCUGCUGGCUGACGCGGCCGCGGACGCGGCACUGGCGUCGUUCGCGCCGCGGCUGGUCGGGCGGGGCGCGGUGGUAAACAUCGGCCGCAUGCGGAUCACCGGGCUCCCGCUGGGGUUCUCGCGCGGCGGGGCCGGCACAUGCGGUUCGCAGCGGCGGCGGCGGGGGCGGAAGCGGCGGCGGGGGGCCGGCGGCCAUGCCGGCGGGGGCACAGCGGGGCCAGAGGAGCCGCUGGGGGUUGUUGCAGGUGACGCUUUAGGUGCGGAGCCGCAGGGAGACGAGCUGUGGUGA